UCCUACCUCCGCUCGGACUCCCGAUCCAUCACGACAGAGCCACCGCGGCUGGAACCAACGCCGCGAUUCAUGCGACCCCUUGCUCCCUUCUCCAAUCUGUGGCCACAGGGAGACUCCUCUGGAACCUCUUGUCUGAUUACCAACAUCGCCACAAGAGAAACGCCCCGAUCUUGUGCUCGCGGACCUCGAGGAGAUCCACCGCCCGGAGCAACUCCGGCGGCUUAUUCCGUCGAUUUUGGACCCUACCAAAUCGAGCCCCUGGACCUCAUCCCGAAGCUCACCGGCGACCAUCCCAUCUCCAGCCGCACGCCCUCGUCACUACUGGACGCCUUGGAACACUCCGUGGAGUCCUUUGACUUCACCGUGCUGAUACACAUCCGCCAGUGUGAUUCCCGAGCCUCGUGGACCACUGGAGCCGACGCCAUCGUCAACCACAGCCGCACCACCGCCGUGUUCUUCUCCGGCGAAGAUUCUGAGUUAUCAGAAAUUGUGAGUGUGACGAUCUUCAUCAAAUAUACCAGGCAAGUUACACCUUGAUCAUCCUUCAACCUAUUGUUUUUUCUAUGCAUGUAGUUCUAUAUCACAUUACUAUAUUAUGCACGUGUAGGAAUAUGCUAUUGCUAUUGAGAUGCAGCUAGUAUGGCCUUAUUGUAGAACGUGGUAGUGUAUUUUUGUUAUGACAUGUAGAUGGGGAUUUGUUUGUGUAUUCAUCGAGAUUAUGGACGGACAGGGUUGCAUCAUGGUUUCUUGUUCCUUUUCUAAGGACAUGGACCAUGGCUAAGUGCACCCAAACGGUAUUGCUGGGUGGUUUCAAGAACAUCAUGGUUUAUACCCUCUGAAUGUAAGUGGGUGUCGUCUAGGCUCAAAAUGAUCAGACAGACUUAGUGACUAGUAGCUUCCAUGUACAACCACUGGCUAAUAUGGGCUCUGGCUUAGUUGAUCAGUUGUGGAGACCUUACCUAGAUGUGCCAGCAGAUGUAGCUAUGAUAGUUGGGAUGGGCCUCCUGUGGGACUAGGCAACUGCUUCUGGAAGACUUUGUACCAAUCUUCGGGUUGAUUCCAGUGGAUAAAGUGUACAGACCUCUGAAGUGUGUAUAAACUAAUCAUGAUUAGUCGUGUCCCCGGUUAUGGACAAAUUUGAGGGACUAUGCCAUUACAGUUGUUGGAUGAUCUUGACAGAUGUGACACUUAAUAAUAUUUGUGGGAAACUUAAUAAAGGGUAGGUUGGAGUUGAUUUUGCCAACUCAACCUUGUGUAUAUAAUUGUAGAAAUAAAAGAACUAAAUAAAAAUCUGACUAUUAGGUAGUCAUGAGGACAAAAUCAGCUUUUUGCAAAAUAAACCCCAAGCCUUCCUUUUGUUAUACUAUGCAUAUACAUGUAGGUCUGCUUUAUUAUUACUCGUGUGUAACU
Triticum aestivum (bread wheat) is the source of this 1410-nucleotide messenger RNA. RefSeq lists its product as uncharacterized. The record is from RefSeq and is a predicted model, not a curated record. Bases 70 to 537 code for a protein of 155 amino acids. NCBI's taxonomy places the organism in Eukaryota, Viridiplantae, Streptophyta, Magnoliopsida, Poales, Poaceae. The transcript is spliced from 3 exons.